UUGCUAUUGUUGGAGUAGGACGCUGCCCGCUCUCCGAGCUUCCCCGGACAGCACACUUUGGGGACGUGCUCGGCUCACCCCGGACUCGCAUCUCACUUGCUCCACCCGGCCAUAGCCUUGGCUUCCCGGCGACCUCAGCGUGGUCACAGGGGGCCCCCUGUGCCCAGGGAAAUGUUUCAGGCUUUCCCCGGAGACUACGACUCCGGCUCCCGGUGCAGCUCCUCACCCUCCGCCGAGUCUCAGUAUCUGUCUUCGGUGGACUCCUUCGGCAGUCCACCCACCGCCGCCGCCUCCCAGGAGUGCGCCGGUCUCGGGGAAAUGCCCGGUUCCUUCGUGCCCACGGUCACCGCGAUCACAACCAGCCAGGACCUCCAGUGGCUUGUGCAACCCACCCUCAUCUCUUCCAUGGCCCAGUCCCAGGGGCAGCCACUGGCCUCUCAGCCCCCAGCCAUCGACCCCUACGAUAUGCCAGGAACCAGCUACUCCACACCAGGCAUGAGCAGCUACAGCAGUGGCGGAGCUAGUGGAAGUGGCGGGCCUUCCACCAGCGGAACCACCAGUGGACCUGGGCCUGCCCGCCCAGCCAGAGCCCGGCCCAGGAGACCCCGAGAGGAGACGCUUACCCCAGAGGAAGAAGAGAAACGAAGGGUUCGCCGGGAACGGAACAAGCUAGCAGCAGCUAAGUGCAGGAACCGUCGGAGGGAGCUGACUGACCGACUCCAGGCGGAGACAGAUCAGUUGGAGGAAGAAAAGGCAGAGCUGGAGUCGGAGAUCGCCGAGCUCCAAAAGGAAAAGGAACGUCUGGAGUUUGUGCUGGUGGCCCACAAACCGGGCUGCAAGAUCCCCUACGAAGAGGGGCCCGGGCCAGGCCCGUUGGCGGAGGUGAGAGAUUUGCCGGGGUCAGCAUCCGCUAAGGAAGAUGGUUUCAGCUGGCUGCUGCCGCCCCCGCCACCACCGCCCCUGCCCUUCCAGACCAGCCAAGACGCACCCCCCAACCUGACAGCUUCUCUCUUUACACACAGUGAAGUUCAAGUCCUCGGCGACCCCUUCCCCGUUGUUAACCCUUCGUACACUUCCUCGUUUGUCCUCACCUGCCCGGAGGUCUCCGCGUUCGCCGGCGCCCAACGCACCAGCGGCAGUGACCAGCCUUCCGACCCCCUGAACUCGCCCUCCCUUCUUGCUCUGUGAACUCUUUAGACACACAAAACAAACAAACACACAAGGGAGAGAGAUUUGGAAGAGGAGGAGGAGAGAGGGGAAGAGACAAAGUGGGUGUGUGGCCUCUCUGGCUCUUCUGUCUGACCCUCUGCCGCCACUGCCAUCGGACAGGAGGACCUUCUUGUGUUUUGUGCAACCUCUUGUUUCUGUGCCCCGGCGAGGCCGGAGAGCGGGUGACUUUGGGGGCAGGGGUGGGGAGGGGAUGGACGCCCCCAGCUUCCUGUUUGUCCUCUCACCUCAACCCAGCCUCUGGGGGUGGGGAGGUGGGAGGUGACGCCCACCUUUGGGCAGUUCUGUGUGAGGCUAGAGGGAAAGGGUGUGGGCGGUGGGCUGUGGGGCGGCUAUGGGGUGGGCUGGAGUUCUCUGCAGAGAGGUCCAACAAGGAAAUGCCACCCGUCCCCCCACUGUCCCCCACACCCACCCUUCAGGAGUAUGACUAGGCUGGUUCCCCCUGCACUCCGACCUUAGUUUAUUUAUCUCGCAUUUCCAUGGGAUUAGAUUCUCUGGGCAGAAUUGAGCCCCCUUAGGGGGAAGCUGAUGUCCCCUAUGAUAAUCCCCUUCCCCCCCACCCAGACUUAUUCUGAAAUGUGAAUUUCCUUCCCUGAUCGUCCAGCCACUCCCUCCCAGAAAAACUAGCUCUGAUUUGAAUUUCUCACCUCCUAAGGAUCCCUCGGGUUCAGCCCCCAGCCCUCCCUUGGGAUUGCAGUAUUAUUCCAAGCCCCCCGCCCCACCUUCCAGCCUCCCCUCCUGGCCUUCCUCGUUGGGCCUUUCUGAUGUCAGGCGGCAGGGGGCGCUGUGACGCUUGUCCUGCUGGAGUGUUUAUACUGUGAAAUGAGUUGGUCGGACGGUGGGGUGGAGCCGGGUGGGACAGAGCCCUUCCCGAGGGAUUGUGUCCCCACGCCCCAAAGCCUUUCCUUGGUCUGCCCUCCCACCUCCUCACCUGCCUUCUUCCUCCCCUCAACAGUGAGUUAGACUCGAGGGAGUGACGAAUCCAGAGGAGGGUGACAAUUACCCACCCGCGUGGCCUCUCUCUCUCUCCUCAGGACCCCCAGCCCCAAACCUGGGCCUUUUUUCUUUAAGGCUCGUCACCCUUCCCCAGCCUAGGACGCCAACUUCUCCCUCCCCUUGUCACCCCACGUCCUCUCUAGAAAGGGAACGAGGGGGGUCGACAUUUUUCUGGAGAAGAUUGAAGGGCUGAGGCUUUGUCCCUCCCAACUCCCAAUAUUUUUGGACUGACAAACUCGAAGGGGCUGAGUUCCCACGAUCCCAGCUUCCCAUCUCCCAACCCCAGCCCCGAAUCUCCCACCCCACCUUUCCCUGUGCUUCUCCUCAUGAGCAUUUUAUCAUGAGGCAAAUUUAUAUUUUUUAAUAUCAGGGGUGAGCCACGCCGCCCUCUGUGCUGCAUGGAAAACAUUCCACGUGCCCUGUCCUGCGUCUCCUGCCCUGAACCCAGACCCCUCCCAUAGCUAUUUAUCCCUUCCUGGUUUCCGAAAGGCACUUAUAUCUAUUAUGUAUAAAUAAAUAUAUUAUAUAUGGGUGUGUGUGCGCGCGUGUGAGUACGUGAGUGCUUCUGCAACCUCAGCCUAGGUCACGUUGGCCCUAAAAGCGUGCCCUUGAAUUGAAAACAUUGCUUCUGGAAGCUUUGAAUCAGCCUGUCUCUGGCUGUCUCUGUUCUGAUUGUCUCAGCCCCUCUGGUUGUUUCUGACAGUCUCUGGCUGUCUCUUUCCUGAAUGUCUCUCUCUGUCUGUCUUUUCUCUGCCUGUUUUUACCUGACCAUUUCCACCUGUCCCCUUUCUGGCUGUCUCUGAUCCUCCAGCUGUCUUCUGACUCUGGGCUUGUUGGGGACAUGAGAUUUUAUUUUUGUGAGUGAGCCUGAGAGAUCAUAGACUUUUACAAUCUGUAUCUUUGAGAAUUCUGGGUGUAAGUGUGAGUCCAUGAGCAGGGCCUGCCCCUGCCAACCACAAUUUAUUGAAUCCCCAACACCCCGCACCCCCCACCCUAUGCUGUAUUUGUGGUUCUCUUUUUGUAUUUUGCACCUAACCCCGGGGGGGGGGAAGGGGGACUGGGGUAGACUGGCACUGGGUCGCUCCCUCCCCCCCUUGGUUCUGCACUGUCGCCAAUAAAAAGCCUUUUAAAAUGCA
This is a messenger RNA of Galeopterus variegatus (Sunda flying lemur), 3359 nucleotides long. It is a transcript of the gene FOSB, whose product is annotated as FBJ murine osteosarcoma viral oncogene homolog B. The transcript has 4 exons. The record is from RefSeq and is a predicted model, not a curated record. Gene Ontology annotation, cellular component: nucleus. Gene Ontology annotation, molecular function: RNA polymerase II cis-regulatory region sequence-specific DNA binding; DNA-binding transcription factor activity, RNA polymerase II-specific. Bases 172 to 1188 code for a protein of 338 amino acids. Gene Ontology annotation, biological process: regulation of transcription by RNA polymerase II. Lineage: Eukaryota; Metazoa; Chordata; Mammalia; Dermoptera; Cynocephalidae.